Molecule: messenger RNA, 1956 nt
Organism: Elephantulus edwardii (Cape elephant shrew)
Lineage: Eukaryota; Metazoa; Chordata; Mammalia; Macroscelidea; Macroscelididae
Gene: RNF217
Product: ring finger protein 217
Exons: 8
Coding region: 1-1956 (651 amino acids)
Biological process (GO): ubiquitin-dependent protein catabolic process; positive regulation of proteasomal ubiquitin-dependent protein catabolic process; protein polyubiquitination
Cellular component (GO): cytoplasm; ubiquitin ligase complex
Molecular function (GO): ubiquitin conjugating enzyme binding; zinc ion binding; ubiquitin protein ligase activity
Source: RefSeq, a predicted model, not a curated record
AUGCCUGCGCGUGUGUACGUGUGGGGAGCCCGGUUCUGGGCCGCAGCGCGCUGGGCUGCACUCUGGCUGCACCUCCUGGCGUGCACCGCGGCGGCGCCACAGGCCCCUGGACCCUCUGACCACCGCCCUCCGGACACCCUUCCCGCGCGGCCCAGAGCCCAGUGCCGGCACCGGCGAUGGCGCGGGACUGACCGCCGCCUCCCCCGGGGACUCCGCCGCCCCAGCUCGGGGCAGCCCGUGGCCCCGCAUGCGGGGCGGGUGGGCACGCCCGCGCCGGAACGAGUGGCCCUCGGCGCCCCAGAGGAGGUGCUGGGCCGCACUACAAGAGGAGGCAGUGGAGCGGGCCGGGCCGAACUCCCCUGGCGCCCCGAUCCCAGAGCACGGGCUCCCCGGAGGGAGUUCGGGGCGUCCCAGCUACAGAGGAGGGACCCGGAAGCAGAAGCGGAGACCGACGGGGCGCCCAGGUCGCGCGCCGAUUCCGCGGAGCCCAGUGGCCGCGGCUGCGGAAGCGACUUGGGCCGCGUGGACGGGAGCGCCCUGGAGCCCGAGAGGAAUCAGAGGGCCCCGGGCUGGAGGAAGAGCCAAGCGCUGGGGCCGCCAGAGGGACUGGCACUCACUGAGCCCCUCAACCCCCAGACGUUACAGCUGCAGCUGGAGGAGGAGGAGGGGGGAGCCGAGGACCAAGGAGUGGGAGGGGAUGCAGAGCCGGAGCUGACCUCCAGUGGAGAAGCCGGGCCGGAGACCUGCACCCGGCUCCCUGACGGGCUGGUCCUGGACGUGCUGGGCCAGCGGCGCCCACCCCCGGCCAAGAAGCACAUCUUCUGCACCGUGUACUGCGUGGAGAACGACCUGCCUGACCCCGAGCAGCUCCCGCCUCCUGGCUCGCCGCCUCGGGGGUCCCCUCCGCCGGUGCCCAGCCCUCCCAGCACCCCCUCCUCCUUCCCCAGCCCCCAGCUGCCCCUUCCAGCUGAUACCCUCUCCCCCGACGGCGGCAGCAUCGAACUGGAGUUCUACCUGGCACCCGAGCCAUACUCUGUGCCCAGCCUGUUGGGAGCUCCACCCUCUGGGCUGGGCGGGGUAGGGGAUCCCUAUGAGCCCCUCAUGGUGCUGAUGUGCCGGGUGUGCCUGGAUGACAAGCCCAUCAAGCCCUUGCCCUGCUGCAAGAAUGCCGUGUGCGAGGAGUGCCUCAAAAUCUACCUGAGCUCACAGGUACAGCUUGGCCAGGUGGAAAUCAAAUGCCCUAUCACAGAGUGUUUUGAAUUCCUAGAAGAAACAACUGUUGUCUAUAACUUGACACAUGAAGACUCCAUCAAAUAUAAGUACUUCUCGGAACUCGGCCGCAUAGAUUCCAGCACCAAGCCAUGCCCUCAGUGCAAGCACUUUACAACCGUCAAGAGAAAAGGACAUAUCCCCACCCCUUCCAGAUCAGAAAGCAAAUACAAAAUCCAGUGCCCCACUUGCCAAUUUGUCUGGUGUUUUAAGUGCCACUCUCCUUGGCAUGAAGGCGUUAACUGCAAGGAGUACAGAAAAGGAGACAAGCUCUUACGCCACUGGGCCAGCGAAAUUGAGCAUGGGCAGAGGAACGCCCAGAAGUGUCCGAAGUGCAAGAUCCACAUCCAGAGGACUGAAGGGUGUGACCAUAUGACUUGUUCACAGUGUAACACUAACUUUUGUUACCGAUGUGGGGAGAGAUACCGCCAGCUCCGUUUCUUUGGAGACCACACAUCAAACCUCAGUAUAUUUGGAUGCAAAUAUCGCUACCUCCCAGAGAGACCUCAUUUAAGGAGAUUAGUUCGAGGGUCAGUCUGUGCUGGAAAAUUAUUUGUUGCACCUCUAAUCCUAGUCGUGGGAUUGGCACUUGGGGCCAUAGCAGUUGUAAUUGGUUCCUUUGUAUUUCCUGUCUAUUGCCUUUGUAAAAAGCAGAGAAAACGGUCGCGGACUGGUAUGCACUGGUAA